CGUAGGUCACUCGGUGGUGAGUUGCGGUCCCUCCCGGUGGUCAGGUAGGUUACUUCUAUUGCUCUGUCUAAGGUGAGACGGGGCAGUUUAUACUGUGGAGAAUAUACUGCCACACGCCCCCUUCUGACAGCUGAUCAGUGUCAAAGUAACAGAAAGCUACAUAAAGUCUUGCAUUUCGCUGAUGAGGCUUUAAAAAUGGCUCUGUGUGAGAAAGUGGCACUAGUCACCGGUGGAGCUCAAGGAAUCGGUAAAGCCGUGGCAGAAGCGUUACUCAAGAAUAAAGUUAAGGUCGCAGUGGUGGAUCUUAACCAUUUAGUUGGAGAAAAGUGCAAGAAAGAUCUCGAUCAAGAAUUUGGAAAAGAGAACAGUAUUUUUAUCCAGUGUGAUGUGACACAACGAGAGAAACUUCAAGGUGCCUUUGAGAGUACCGUGCAGCACUUUGGAAGACUGGAUAUUGUAAUUAACAAUGCUGGCAUCAACAAUGAAAAGAACUGGGAAAAGACAAUUGAGGUCAAUUUGACGUCAGUCAUCCAGGGCACAUACCUUGCUUUGGAUCACAUGAGCAAAGAACAUGGCAAGGAAGGAGGCGUCAUUAUCAAUGUCUCAUCCAUGGCAGCUUUUCUACAUUCCCCACACCAGCCAGUGUACACAGCAACCAAAUAUGGAGUGAUUGGGUUCUCUCGAGCAAUGGCAGACGCAGCUAUUGUUGGAAAUUAUGGCGUAAGGAUCAACGUGGUGUGCCCUGCCUUUGUGGACACUACCCUUCUCCAAACAAUUGAGCAAGAAGACAACAUGGGCAAAUAUGUCAAGUACAAGGACGAAAUCAAGCAGAGAAUGGACACAUUCGGAGUGCUCAAACCAGCACUGAUUGCAGAAGGCAUGCUAAAGAUUAUCAUGGACAGCAAUCUAAAUGGAGCCGUGAUGAAGAUCACCUGUUCCAAAGGCAUUCACUAUCACACCUAUGAGCCUGCUUCUGCCUGAGACUGGGCUGGAGUCUGACCCUGACCACACCAGAGCCCUGUAUGUUCCAGCUACAGACCAAACCAUACUGUAUGUGUCCUCUUCAACCCUGCGGUCUUGUUUUUGUUUGUUUGUUUGUGUUAGUAUCUUUGUGAGGCCUGCAGGUGUCAAGUUACCAAAGUGCACUUUCAUAAUAUUAAGGACUUAUUGGGCAAAGGGAUUAGCCAAACAUCAAGGGCCUAGAAACUAUUUUGAGCGAGCGUCUGAGAUUUAUAAAUGAUUAAUUAUCUCAGGCAAACUCACCGUGGUGAGAGUGUAUGAUUUACUGUAGGUCCUGGCAGCCCAAGGAUCUGUAAUGUAGCGGGACGGAUAUACUGUUUUAAUGAUUAUAGCCAUACUGUUCAUAUUUAUUAUGAUGUCCAAUUUACAAGUAUAGCAUUUAACAAAUGUUUAACAAAUGUUUUUUGAACUGCAAAAUAUGCAGCAUAUUGUCUUGAUUAUACAUUGUACUGUAAUGUCAAAUAUAUAACAUUUAUUCUAAAACAAUAUUUAAAAUAAAACAAUGUUUUCUAUAUCUA
This is a messenger RNA of Alosa sapidissima (American shad), 1538 nucleotides long. It is a transcript of the gene hpgd, whose product is annotated as 15-hydroxyprostaglandin dehydrogenase. Gene Ontology annotation, molecular function: oxidoreductase activity, acting on the CH-OH group of donors, NAD or NADP as acceptor. Gene Ontology annotation, cellular component: cytoplasm. Lineage: Eukaryota; Metazoa; Chordata; Actinopteri; Clupeiformes; Clupeidae. The record is from RefSeq and is a predicted model, not a curated record. Bases 196 to 981 code for a protein of 261 amino acids. The transcript has 7 exons.